AUGUCAACCAAAUCCAUCGAGCUAUCCUACACCCUUCAUCCCCCUUCAUCAAUCCCUCCUCCAACCGAUUCCUCUUCCAACCCCAUACCAUUAUCAUCCACCACAAAUUUCCCAGUACCUUCAGAGCCUACACCCAACUCAGAAAUAAGUUUACCACCUAAGAUCACCCAGACCUUAUCAGUUACUGCGAAAUACUACGAAUCCCUGACAUAUCAAAUCCGCAAUGUUCAACAAUCACUUAACGAUACGCUAACAAAGUACAAAGAUGCUGUAGGAGAUCUGGAAAAGUCUAAAGAGGAUUUCGGAAAGGUAGCUCAUGGGAUGGGAAGGGCAACGGUCAUGAGUCUAGCUGUGAAUGGGGAUUUCAAAGAUCAGAGGGAGGGAUAUCAGAAACAGGUGGGGGUGGAUAGUGAAAGCGAAGAGGAUAGUGAGAGUGAUUAG
This is a messenger RNA of Kwoniella botswanensis, 441 nucleotides long. RefSeq lists its product as uncharacterized. The record is from RefSeq and is a predicted model, not a curated record. NCBI's taxonomy places the organism in Eukaryota, Fungi, Basidiomycota, Tremellomycetes, Tremellales, Cryptococcaceae. Bases 1 to 441 code for a protein of 146 amino acids. The transcript has a single exon.